AUGGCGGCAGCGUCGGCUGUGUGGGACUUUUUCACGGUCUCAGUGAAAGAUCUCCGUUCAGCUAUUUGCAAGACUUGUUCAUCAGACAUUUCAAGAGGGGGUAAUACGAACAAAGACUUCAACACCACAAAUCUAAAAGCUCAUCUGAAAAGCAGACACAUUGAUCAAUACAAUGAUUUCCUGAAAGCUGAUAAGAAGCGGCAAGAUGCACUGGCUGUCAAGAAAAUGCAAUCCACCAGUAAAGCCAAAACUCUAUCAAUAGCAACAGCAUUUGAGAAAAGGAAUAAAUUCCCCAUGGAUAGUGCCAAAGCUAAAAACCUCAAUAAGAAAGUUAUGGAGUUCAUCGCAUUAGACGACCAGCCUUUCUCUGUUGUGGGGGAUGUGGGUUUUCGAGGUCUGGUGGAGUAUAUGGAGCCCCGCUACACACUUCCCAGUCGCCGUCAUUUGGCCGAAGAGUUCACAGGCUCCCACGCCGCAAAUUUUAUCUCAGAGACUUUUGAGAAGAUGUUUGAAACAUGGAAAAUUCCAAAGUCCAAAGUCCAUGUUGUCGUGAGGGAUAAUGCCAGAAAUAUGGCGAAAGCCAUGAAGGACAGUAAGCUGAAUAGCUUUGGUUGCACGGCGCACUCUCUGCAACUAGUAAUUCAUGAUGGCGUUCUGACCCAGCCCAGCGUCGAGAAAGCGUUGGCAAUAUGCCGAAAAAUAGUCGGACACUCUAAACAUUCACCGCUUGCCUACUCGCGCCUGCAGGCUGUACAGACGAAAGUAAAAAGACUACAGCAAGAUGUCCCCACUCGGUGGAACAGUACAUUUCUCAUGAUGGAAAGCCUUCUGGAACAAAAGCAUGCACUAGCUACAUAUGCCGCUGACCACGACCUUCCUGCAAACCUCACUGCGCAACACUGGGGAAUAAUUGAAAACUUAAUCAAUCUUCUCUCCCCAUUCGAACAACUGACACGAGAUAUCAGCUCAUCCGAGGCGUCGGUUGCUGACGUGAUCCCCUCGGUGAGAGCUCUGAGGCGCCUUUUAAGCAAGACUGCUGAUACAGACCAUGCCGUUAAAACAACAAAGACUGCAUUAUUAGAGUCUGUGAACAAACGGUUCAGUGAGUACGAGUCUAAUCCCACUUUCUUAAUUGCAACGUUACUGGACCCCCGCUAUAAGGACCGUUACUUUAAUGAUGAUGUUAAACUACGAGCUCGAGCAGCACUUGACGCGCUGGUGGACACCUCUGCUGGGGAUGAGACGCAUAGAGAGACUGCUGAUGAAGAUGACCACCCAACGAGUGUCGAACCACUGCAGAAGAGGGCACGAAUAGAUGAGGAAGAACGGGAACGGCCCAGUCUGUACGACAUGUUUGAGGAGAUUCUGCAGGAAAAGGGACCACAAAGGCCAAGGACGAGGGUGUCAGAGCAGCUGGAAAGUUUCUUCGCAGAGGCCACCAUUCCUAGAAAUGCAGCUGCAGUUAGAUAUUGGCAGGACCAUCACCAGCGUUUCCCAGCACUGGCGCGAAUCGCCCGCAAAUACCUCUGUGCCCCAUGCACAAGCGUGGACAGUGAGCGGCUCUUCAGCAGUGUAGCUCACGUUUUGGAUGAGAAGAGAAAUAGACUGGCCCCUGACAAGGCAGAGAUGCUCAUCUUUGUAAAGAAAAACAUGCAUCUUACUAGGAAGUAGAGGCCCACAAUAAGGGAAGGCUUUUCUUUUGUGUCUAUUUGGUUUUGUUCAAGACUGAGGCACAUGUUCAGGUGAAAAUGUGAAAGAUAGCCCUAUUUGACUUUGUAUUUAUUUAAUUUUUCAUACUUAUUAUUUAAUUUGAUGUUGCUUUUCUAGUAUCUUUUACAUUAUUUAAUUUAAUAUGUUUAAACAAAAUGUUUUCA
Molecule: messenger RNA, 1874 nt
Organism: Pleuronectes platessa (European plaice)
Lineage: Eukaryota; Metazoa; Chordata; Actinopteri; Pleuronectiformes; Pleuronectidae
Product: zinc finger BED domain-containing protein 4-like
Exons: 3
Coding region: 1-1671 (556 amino acids)
Molecular function (GO): protein dimerization activity; DNA binding
Source: RefSeq, a predicted model, not a curated record